UUCCGGCUCACGCUGACGGAGAGCGCGGGAUCCGACGAGUGCGUCUUCCUCGCGGACCUCGCGACCGAGCUCCGAUCGGAGGGCGUCUCCCCGCCGUUCGCGAUCACCGCGGAUAACCUCGAGCGCGUGCUCUUCGCGCGCUUGUCCACGCCGCAGGACGCGUUCCCGGAGGGGGCGUGGAGGAGAGACCCGGAGGCGGCGCCGUUCGCGUGGCUCGUGCGAUCGUACCUCCGAUGCUUCCACGCGUCGCGCAAGUCCGCGAGCUCGAAGGACCUCCAAGAGAAGCAGGCCGCGCUCCUCGCGGCGGCGAACGAGCUCUGCGUGUCCUACUGCGGCCUCCUCCUCAACCCCGCGAUGGACGGGAUGUUCCCGCAACCAGAGGCGGCGGCCGCGCGGGGGCCGUCGCAGCUGUUCGACGAGAUGACCGGCGCGGAUGGCUUGCCGCCGGGAUUUCUCGACGCGUUCGCGAGGAGGUUCGAGAGCGAAGGCCUCCCGGAGAUGCUCGACCCGUCGCUGACGCAGCUCCCGAGCCUCAUCAACGGCGUGUCGCCGCUGGGCGAGGUGCACAAGCCGCUGACGCUGCUGUGCCAGCUGGCGGCGUGCAAACCCGUCGCGGCUCGGCUCGCGGCGCAUCCGAAGUGGAAGCCGACGACGACGACGACGACCAACGCCUUCCCCGGGAUGGCCGGGAUGGCCGCGUCGUCGUCGUCGUCGUCGUCGUCGUCCGCGAUCAACGGCCGCGCGUUCGAGGACGAGUCGCUGCUCGGGCCCUUCUUCGGGUGCAGCGCGCUGCCGGACCCGGCGCUGCUCCAGCGGCAGCCGUCAGUCGCGGAACAGUGCUUCAGCGGCCUCGAGAGCAGACGCGGCGCGGACGUCGAACAGUCGAUUCACACGCUGCGCGCGGUGACGAAACAAACACAGGAGGGGCUGUAUCAGACCCUGUACGCGAUGCUGAAACACGGCGGGGACGUGCGAGAGGGCGUCGUCGCGUGGCUCGCCGCCGCGUGCGACGCGAACGCGGGGCGGAGCAAGAUGCAAAUCGCGCCGCUCCUCUGCUCGUCGCACGGGUUCGCGCAUAACCUAUCGAUGACGACGCUUCGACUCGCGGCGCCGUUCACCGAGCCCGGGGCGAUGAAAUUCACGAAGAUCGACCCGAGCUACGUGCGGUCGAGAAAGUGCAGGCUCAACUUGACCGAGGUGACCAGGGUCAGCGCGACGGAGGAGCAGGCGCGUGCGGGCGCGUUGACCGAAGCCGAGGAGACGGCGACGGAGAGCUACGGGUUCAUCUGCGAGUGUUUCUUCCUCGCCGCGCGCGCGAUGCACUUGGGGUACGUCAAGUGCGUCAGCGAGCACACGUCGCUCGCGCGCGAGCUCCAGGACCGGCAGUCGCAGCUCGGGGACGUGGACGCGAUGCGCGCGCAGUGGGCGGCGUCGUUGCCGGGCGGCGCGCCGAACGCGUUUCAAUCCGCGCAGUUUGACAGGCACAUCGGCCAGCUCACGAACGAGCUCGCGCGGUGUAAGGAACGGUACGCGUGCUUCGAUAGCGUGCUGCAGGACCCGAGGGCGAUCGGCGAGGCGAUGGCGUUCUAUCGGCUCGUCGCGACGUGGUUGAUAUGGACGGGCGGCGGCGGCGGCGGCGGCGGCGGCGGCGGGUUACUUCCGACGCCGUGCCCGCCUCGGUUCGCGCUCCUCCCCGAACACAUCCUCGAGGACUGCGCGGACUUUUUGUUGUACCUGUGCCGCUUCUGCGCGCAGAGCGGCGGCCCGAACCGCGACGUGUUCAACCACGAGCGUCUGGACGAGCUCAUGUCGCUCUUCGUGUUGCUGUUGGGUUCUCCCGAGUACGUCAAGAAUCCGUACCUACGCGCGAAGUUCGUGGAGGUGCUGCGGCACUGGCUCCCCGGCGACCCGGCCGAGCCGCGCGGGCGCUGGAACCCCGCGAUGGCGAACUUGUUCGAGGGCCACCAGCUCGCGCUGAAGCACCUGAUCCCGUCGGUGUUGCGGCUCUACGUCGACAUCGAGUUCACCGGCGCCGCGAAUCAGUUUUACGACAAGUUCAACAUCCGGUACCAGAUCGGCGAGAUGUGCGAGUACCUCUGGAAGGUGGAGCCGCACCGCAUCGCGUGGAGCGAGCUCGCGAUUCGCGACCCCGAGUUCUACAUGCGGUUCCUGAACAUGCUCAUCAACGACGCGGUGUGGCUGUUGGACGAGAGCAUGCAGAAGCUUCCGGAGGUGAGAGAGUACGACCAAGAUUCGAGCGACGUCGACGCGUGGUCGCGGCGGCCCGCGACGGAGCGCGCGGAGCGCGAGCGCGCGAACGCGCAGACGACGCGCGGCCUGAAAAACGACCUCAUCCUCGCCAAGGUGCACGUCGGGAUGAUGGAAUACACGAGCCGGGACAUCGCGGCGCCGUUUUUGUUGCCGGAGAUGGUGGAGGCGCGUUCUAUACACUGGUCCCCAUACGACCGCCGCGUGGCCGCGAUGCUCAACUAUUUUCUGCUGUUCCUCGCGGGGCCCGAGCGCACCAAGCUGAAGGUCAAGGACCCGGAGAAGUACGGGUGGAAGCCCAAGGAGCUGCUCGGGAUGAUCACGCAGGUGUACGUGCACCUGUUCGAGGCGGACAAGGACGGCGCGUUCGUCGCCGCCGUCGUCGCGGACGGCCGGAGCUAUAGAGACGAGGUGCUCACGGAAGCCGCGUCGCUCUUGCGGCAGCUCGGUCUCAAACCCGCGCACGCCGUCGCGAGUUUCGAUCGACUCGCGGACGCGUGCCGGAUGUCCGCGGCGGCGAUGGAGGAGGAGGAGGCGGACCUGGGGGAGAUACCGGACGAGUUUUUGGACCCGGUGAUGUGCACGCUGAUGACGGAUCCGGUGAAGCUGCCGGGGGGCGCGUCGAUGGAUCGCGCGAACAUCAUGCGGCAUCUCCUGAGCGACCAGUCGGAUCCGUUCACGCGCGCGCCGUGCUCGAUCGAGGAUUUGGUGGACGACGUCGAGCUCAAGGGGAAGAUCGACGCGUGGGUGAGGGAGCGGAAGGGGAUGGCCGCGGUGGGGAGAGGAGGCGCGUGACGCGCGCGAGAGACGACGAGAGGAGCGCCUUCGUAGAUGAAGAGAAGACGACUGAUUUUUUGCGACGAUCGCGUUUGCGACG
This is a messenger RNA of Micromonas pusilla CCMP1545, 3145 nucleotides long. RefSeq lists its product as uncharacterized. Bases 355 to 3063 code for a protein of 902 amino acids. The transcript has 4 exons. Gene Ontology annotation, biological process: protein polyubiquitination. Gene Ontology annotation, cellular component: cytoplasm; nucleus; ubiquitin ligase complex. Gene Ontology annotation, molecular function: ubiquitin-ubiquitin ligase activity. NCBI's taxonomy places the organism in Eukaryota, Viridiplantae, Chlorophyta, Mamiellophyceae, Mamiellales, Mamiellaceae. The record is from RefSeq and is a predicted model, not a curated record.